CUCCCCUUUUAAUAAAAUUUCUAAAUUCUAAGCUAUCACUACCACUAUGGAGCUUACCAAGUUUCUUUCUUUCCUCGCAGCUGUGCUGCCCGUUGCCUAUGGUGCUCCUACCCAGGCUGUCAACGAACUUCAUCCCGAUAUCCUCGCUGCUAUGCAGCGGGACUUUGGCUUGAAUGCUGAACAGGCCACUGCUCGUGUUGCUCAGGAUAUCCAGGCCAGUAGCCUCAUUGAGAAGCUCCGCGGCUCGGCCGGCCCCUCCUUUGCCGGCGGUUGGAUCGAUGGCGGCAAGGCCGUUAUUGGUGUAACUGAUCAGGCUAUGGCUGACCAGAUUACCGCCCAAGGUGGUGUUCCUGUUGUUAUGAAGACUCCUCUUGCCAAGCUCGAGGCCGCCAAGACCGCCAUUGACAACAUCUUCCUGGGCGGCGGCGCCAAGCGCAGUGCCAAUGACGCCGUUGCCGCCUUCUAUGUCGAUGAGGCUGCAAACAAGGUCGUUUUCGAGGCCCUUGCUUCAGGCCACGGUCAGGCUGCCGAUCUUGCCAAGCAGGCUGGUCUUGAUGCUUCCCAAUAUGCCAUCAAGACUGUCUCGGAGAUGCCCACAGUCAGAAUCACCAUUAAGGGUGGUGAUGCCUAUCACAUCAACAACCAGUUUGUUUGCUCUGUCGGUUUCUCCGUUAACGGCGGCUUCGUCUCCGCUGGCCACUGCGGAAAGAAGGGUGCUGAUGUCGAGACGACCUCCGGCGCUCAUCUCGGCACCUUUGCCCAGUCUGUUUUCCCUGGUAACGCCGAUAUGAGCUACAUCAAGACUAUCGCGGGUACCAAGCUUACUGGCUAUAUCAACGGCUAUGGCCAUGCCGACUACCCCGUCCGUGGUCACCAGGAGUCUGCUGUUGGCGCAAGCGUCUGCCGAUCCGGCCAGACCACCGGUGUCCACUGCGGCACCAUUCAGAGAAAGAACGCCACCGUUAACUACGGUGCUGAUGGCUCCGUCACGGGUCUCACUCAGACCAACGCCUGUGCCGACCAUGGUGACUCGGGCGGCGGUUGGUUCUCCGGUACUCAGGCUCAGGGUGUUACGUCUGGCGGCAGUGGUAACUGCAAAGGCGGUGCGGCCACUACCUACUUCCAGCCCGUCAACGAGAUUCUCUCGACCUACGGCCUGACCUUGGUUACUGCGUAA
Molecule: messenger RNA, 1177 nt
Organism: [Torrubiella] hemipterigena
Lineage: Eukaryota; Fungi; Ascomycota; Sordariomycetes; Hypocreales; Clavicipitaceae
Source: the annotation of a GenBank genome assembly